AUAGAAAAAAACAGUGGAAAAAAGCGCAAGAUACACACGUGACACCCGGGAAGCGUUUGUUGAAUCGCCUCUGGCCGAAGGCACUACUACCAUGGCGACUACAGCGUCCGCUUCUCGGGACGGAGACGAGUUGUACGGCGGCGAGGCUUCUCGCCGGCUCCUAGCCGAGGGUGCGCCCGUGAGUGACCUCGAGGCCCCCUCGCGAAGAAAGCAGGCGACAGCGAUCAGGACAACGGCUGCCGCGACAACGCAGCAACAAACCAGCCGGUGCUCCAGAAAAACGGCGUGGGUUUCCACCCUUGGGGUUCUCGCGCUGGGGUUUAUCGGGUACGCGUUUUUCGGGAGGUGUGGCGCGGGGUACGUGAACUGCGACUACGAACUCGAGUUGCCGGAGAGUGUCAACCGAGCUGCGGUACCCGUGGGUCGUGAACUGCGGCCGGGUUGGAUGAAGCAUCAUGCCGCGCUAGUGGCGGAAGCCGAGAGGGAAGGGGCGACGACACGUGUGCUGGUGCUGGGGGAUUCCAUCACCGAGGAGCUUCUAGGAAAAGAGGGCGGCAAGACCAAGUCCGGCUGGGGUUCGCUCGCCGUGUGGUUGCAAUACUUCGCGUAUCUGGGAGCGAUCAACCUCGGCGUGGCUGGGGAUCAGACGCAACACCUUCUCUGGCGGCUGCAGAACGGCGAACUGCCCGACGUGCUGCAACCUGAGUCUAUCCUUGUGGCCAUCGGGACCAACAACCUCGGGGCCGGCAUGGAUGCGCACGACACUGUGGGAGGCGUCAAGGCCGUCAUCCAGUACGUGCGAGAGCAAAGACCCGACGCGAUGGUGUCCGUGAUGGCCCUGUUCCCGAGAGCUGACCCGAAGCACAAGAAGAGCACAACCCCGUGGCCGGUGAUUGAUGAGGUUAACGGGAUGCUGGAGCGCAUGCUGAGGCUGAAGUUUGGCACGAAGAAGGUUCUCUUCGUGAACUGCAGUGACAGGUUUGUGGUGGAAGACGACUCUGGUCGCGAGGUGCUCAACAAGGAUUUCAUCCUGCCGGACAACCUCCACCUCACCAGUGACGGCCUCAAGGCUUGGGCCGAGUGCGCGGAAGCCGCGGUUCACUCUGGGCUACGGGACAACUAGUAGGAUGAAGCCAGAAGGGGGACUGUUUGUAUGUUGUGUUGUAUUCGGUGUGUGUACAAGUUGGUGCGAUUGCGUGCGCGUGUGUGAAUAGUCGACAUGCCCUUGUUUUUUUUACAAAAGUAUGAGUUUUACACCGAGCGGGGUAGUCGACUGACUGGCGUACAUUUUUACU
Ectocarpus siliculosus is the source of this 1295-nucleotide messenger RNA. Lineage: Eukaryota; Phaeophyceae; Ectocarpales; Ectocarpaceae. The record is from the annotation of a GenBank genome assembly.